Molecule: messenger RNA, 953 nt
Organism: Phlebotomus argentipes
Lineage: Eukaryota; Metazoa; Arthropoda; Insecta; Diptera; Psychodidae
Exons: 1
Coding region: 485-730 (81 amino acids)
Biological process (GO): inner dynein arm assembly; epithelial cilium movement involved in extracellular fluid movement; determination of left/right symmetry
Cellular component (GO): outer dynein arm
Source: RefSeq, a predicted model, not a curated record
GCAAUUUUAUGGUUCAGUUGCUUUUUGGCCACUGGACAGUGUGCAUGUUGUAUUUGGCUGUGGCAGCGUGGAAACUUCCUCUUGACCUUUCUUGCGGAGAGCAUUCAACAAUUCGCCUCCAAAACACCAUCGCGUAUUGAUUGCACUUCGAGGAAUUUGAUGGCAAAUCAAUCUUCAAUGAUUAUUCGGCUUUCACGGCGAGGGCCAGUGUUUACUUACCAACGCCACACACCAUCUUGAGAAUCUGCCGCCCAAAUUUUAACUCUGUGGCGAGGAUUUUUCACAUGGUUAUAUCCUCAGUGUGUGUAUUGUUGUGAAAAUUUCACUUAGCAACGAAAAUGGCGAGAGCGCACUAUCGAUUAAACUGAAGUGGAAAGAGAGAGAGAGAGGGAGAGAGGAUUUUGUGGAAAAUUUAAUAUAUUGAGGGUUGUGUGGUGCUUUUUUGUGGUAGGCGAGGAGAAAAAAAAGAGGAGAGACGUGAAAAAUGUCUCAUGUGGAAGCAAUAACCAAGGAGGAGAUUCUUCAGGUGUACGAGAUGUGUCUGAGCAAUAUAAAUUUGGGCAAAAUGCGGGAUUUGAGGAAUGAUGCCAAACUCCGUGCUGUGAAUACGGCAGCGACUUAUGAGGAAUUUGAGGACAUUGUCAACUCUGCACACUUGAAGCCAUUCCGGAAGGGUGAGAAGGAGCGCAUCGAGCAGAUGAAAAAUCCACGUUGGAAUACAUCCAUUUAGAUAUGCUGAGAUUACGUCUUGUUUCACUGCUUGUGCCAGCGUUUUUCCUGCCUUUUUGCGUGAGUGUUGUGUCAUUGUGUAGGGUGGAAAAUUAAUUUUUCUCCCCAUAUUUCAAUAUGGUUUGAGGACUUGUGUCUGUGUGGAGAAUUUGCACUGAGAGGUUGGCUGUAAAAGAGGGAGAGAGAGAGAGAGAAAGACGUUGCAAUAAAGAGAAAAUGUAGGA